Myotis brandtii (Brandt's bat) is the source of this 3010-nucleotide messenger RNA. It is a transcript of the gene NUDT12, whose product is annotated as nudix (nucleoside diphosphate linked moiety X)-type motif 12. The coding region runs from base 817 to 2205 and encodes 462 amino acids. Gene Ontology annotation, cellular component: cytosol. Gene Ontology annotation, biological process: NADP+ catabolic process; NAD+ catabolic process. Gene Ontology annotation, molecular function: protein binding; NADH pyrophosphatase activity; metal ion binding. The transcript has 7 exons. NCBI's taxonomy places the organism in Eukaryota, Metazoa, Chordata, Mammalia, Chiroptera, Vespertilionidae. The record is from RefSeq and is a predicted model, not a curated record.
GGGGGCCUUCCCAGCCCGGUCUCUGAAGCGGUGAAAGGAAACGCUGCCUCGAUUUGGUUUCACAUUAAAAGGACGCUCACAGUAGUGGCGAGAAAAUCAACUGUUUCGGGCAUUGGACCCUCUGAAGAGACCGGCGUGGGUGGCGCCCGCUGGUUAAAGGGCCGCCCUGGGUGCCGGGAAGGGGGUCGGGUGGGGAGCGGUGGGUGAUGGGGACAGAGCCCCAUUGGAGGGCCGCCCUGCCUCCCCUGACCCACGGACCGCGGGCGAGCCAUGGCCCGAGUUAGCAAUGUCAGAAACAGUGGGUGUUGGUUUGGAUCAACUCUAAGACCAGUGAAACCUGCGAUUCUGUUAGAUGGCCUCUCAGAACAGCCCGUGCCCCCCUCCGGGAGCGGGGACAGCAUUUAGGGAACUGAGUCACCCGCCCUGCCUUCCAAGCCGUACCCCAUGGAGGACCUGUCAGUGAGACCGGAAAGUAAACGGGAUGAAUAAGGGCGCUAUUUCUUGGUCGCUUUCAUGCCCUGAAGCUAAGGGGGAACGUGUGCGUUUUCAAAGCCUUUCUCCUGAAAACAUGUGCUGCCGUGAGCCUCGCGCCAGGGCUGCUGAGCGGGGCUGUGCUUUGGAGGACAGUUUUGCAGCCCCUUGGAGCGGCCUGUGGGGAGGGGGGGAGUGAAAUAUAGCUCACAGCAAACCUAACUAAAGGACCCAUAUGCUGAGAUUUUACAGCAAGGAAAUUUAAGAGAAAGGCGAUGUAGAAGGGAGAGGACACAUCAGUCUGUACAUAGCAGUGCUUCAAAACAAAGUCCUUAAAAGGAAGAAAUGUCUUCUAUAAAAAGAAAUCCAAAGCAAGAAAUAGUUUCUCAAUUUCACUAUUCAGCUGCAGAAGGAGAUAUUGCCAGGUUAACAGUAAUACUCAGUCAUUCUCCAUCUCUACUCAAUGAAACUUCUGAAAAUGGCUGGACUGCUUUAAUGUAUGCUGCAAGGAAUGGGCACCCAGAUGUUGUCCAACUUCUACUUGAGAAAGGGUGUGACAGAUCCAUUGUCAACAAAUCAAGGCAGACUGCACUGGAUAUUGCUAAAUUUUGGGGUUACAAGCAUAUAGCUAACUUACUAGCUAAUAAUAAAGGUGGAAAGAAGCCUUGGUUCCUAACCAAUGAAGUAGAAGAAUGUGAAAAUUAUUUUGGCAAAACGCUGUUGGACCGGAAAAGUGAAAAAAGAAAUAAUUCUGACUGGCUACUAGCUAAAGAAAGCCAUCCAGCCACAGUUUAUAUACUUUUCUCAGAUUUAAAUCCCUUGGUUACUCUGGGUGGCAACAAAGAAAGUUCCCAACAGCCAGAAGUCAGGCUUUGUCAGCUGAACUACACAGAUAUAAAGGAUUAUUUGGCUCAGCCUGAAAAAAUCACCUUGAUUUUCCUUGGAGUAGAACUUGAAAUGAAAAAAGAGUUACUUAAUUAUACUGGGGAAGUCCCAAGAGAAGAAGAAGAUGGGUUGGUUGCCUGGUUUGCUCUAGGUAUAGAUCCUGUUGCUGCUGAAGAAUUUAAGCAAAGACAUGAAAAUUGUUAUUUUCUUCAUCCUCCAAUGCCAGCUCUUCUGCAAUUGAAAGAAAAUGAAGCUGGAGUUGUAGCUCAAGCAAGAUCCGUUCUUGCCUGGCACAGUAGAUACAAGUUCUGCCCAACCUGUGGAAGUGCAACUAAAAUUGAAGAAGGUGGAUAUAAAAGAGUAUGCUUAAAAGAAGGCUGCCCUAGCCUCCAUGGCGUUCACAAUACAUCAUAUCCAAGAGUUGAUCCAGUAGUAAUCAUGCAAGUUAUUCAUCCAGAUGGGACCAAAUGUCUUUUAGGCAGGCAGAAAAGAUUUCCUCCAGGCAUGUUUACUUGCCUUGCUGGAUUUAUUGAACCUGGGGAGACAAUAGAAGAUGCUGUUCGGAGAGAAGUAGAAGAGGAAAGUGGUGUCAAAGUUGGCCAUGUUCAGUAUGUCUCUUGUCAACCAUGGCCAAUGCCCUCUUCCUUAAUGAUCGGUUGCUUAGCUGUGGCAGUGUCUACAGAAAUUAAAGUUGACAAGAAUGAAAUAGAGGAUGCCCGCUGGUUCACUAGAGAACAGGUUGUGGAUGUUCUGACCAAAGGGAAGCAGCAGGCAUUCUUCGUGCCACCAAGCCGAGCGAUUGCACAUCAGUUAAUCAAACACUGGAUUGGAAUGAACCCCAAUCUCUAAAUCAAUAACUAGACUUUGACUGAGUACUAAUUGAUUUCUAAUACUACUUAUUUCAUCACAUGAUAUUAGAAAUAUUCACUGCUCUUUAGAAUGUCACAAUACAAAAUAUCAUAUUGGGUGUCUAAAAUAUUUUCAAAGUGUACUUUUCAUCUUAACCACAGAAUUCUUAACUUUAUAAAUUACAACAUUGCCUCAGAUUUUGUUAAAUCUCGAUCAUCCUUCUGUAAAGAGUUUUUUUUGGGUUCUUUUGGUUGUGCUCCAUAAUUUUAUCUCACAAAACCAUAUUUCUAAUAAGAGAAACCAUGUUGUAAAGAAGUAUGUUUUAAAAAUGUAAGUAACCUAAACUCUUGUAAGCAUUAGACCAGACAUUAAAGACCCAACACUGAAAUUAAACAUAUUCUAAAGGAAUUCUCAAAUAUCAGAUUUAAAUCUCAAAUAGAUGUGCAUCUAUAUAUAUAAAACACUAAUAUGCAAAUAGACCGAAUGGUGGAAUACCAAACAAUCAGUCACUAUGAAGUGAGCUGUCCACCAGGGGGCGCGCAUGGAACAUGGUGGGCAUCGGCAGCAGGCGGCAGAGCGCAGAACAUGGCAGUUGUUGACUGCGAUGGGAUGGUGGAGCAGGUGAGCCAGACAAGGGUGGGGCGCCAGCUGCUGUCAUUGGGGUGAGCCUCUGGUGGUUACUGAAAAUUCUUUGUUCCCACACACUGCCCCGAUCACUCAGUGCCGUCACUCAGUGCCAUCAGCGGGUGCGAGUGGCAGCUGCCGGCCCCGAUCGCCCUUCAGGGCUUCUCCACCUCCCCCUGCU